UGAACUGAGACGCAAUAAUCCAUCGAGUGCGUAUAUGUUCUCCUGUGAUAACCAUCUCAGUACUUCCUGUCAAAAGCUGAUUAUUACACAAGAGCAGAAAACCUGGCACAAAACCUCACACAUUAGCUUUAGGUAUUCUAAUUUUGGGGGUUUUAAGAGAGAGAAAAAAAAAAUCAAAUCGACUUUGAAACUCUGGUGGAAUUAUCUGAAAUGACUUGAUUGGGCUAAGCAAGAAGAGGAACUCGUACUACUGAAACGACUUCUGAAGUCCUGCAGUAGGGUAAGGAAACAAUCUGCUUCCGUCCACCUUGAGAUGUCUUGCAACAUUUACGAAGACCCAGAUCAGACCAUGAAAGUGAGGUACAGCAAAGAAGUGAGAGGAAAAGGAUGGAGGAAAGUGGAGAAAGAGGAGAAGGUGGAAAAAGAGGCGAAAGUGGAAAAAGUGGUCGACAUCUACGAGAGUGCCGAGACUGUAGCCUGCCAUCGAGCUAAUCCCUCCAGGAAGGCCCGAGGAGUUCGGUCUCAAAAACGUCCACCAACCCCCCGGAGAAACUGGUACAAGGUUGCUACAGUGACUUUGGGUUUACUCUGCCUCCUGUUGUUGGCGGGGAUAAGUGUGCUACUCUCUCUAUUAAGUUUGAAACAUAAAGAACAUUCCUUGGGUCAGAAGCAGGCACAAGAAAAUCAGAACCAAAGUAUAAAAGACUGGCAGGAGCUUCGUGAGUCACAUUUCUACUACGCAUCCACUGAGAAAAAAAACUGGACAGAAAGCAAGAAAGACUGCAAGAGCAGAGGAGGAGAUCUGGUGAUUUUAAAUAACACAGAGAAACAGGAGAUGAUUAGAAGAAUGAAGAUUCAUGGAGAUUCCUGGAUCGGUCUUGAAACUGCAAACGAAUGGCCUGCGAAAUGGAAAUGGGUAGAUGGAUUUGACCUAGUAUAUAGUUCCUGGAAGCAAGGAGUAAACGUCAAAGCGGAGUCAGGGCUCAAAGCAUUUACUGAUCAACAGGGACUUUGGAUGCACAACAAAACGGGAUUAAAAUACUGGAUCUGUGAGAAGAGAAAUGUCCAGUAUCUUUUUGAUCUUAAACCUGGAAAGAACAUCACUAAAAAUUAAGUACUAUAUACAAAUAAUAGUUAUAAUUCUAAUUAAGAAAAGCUAUCCAAAACAAGAUAAAAACAGACCUGAUGAAGAAUAUAAAACACUUAAAUACAAAUCCCAGUCUGCACUGGAACAGCUAGCUUCAAGCGUUGGAAGCUCAUUUCUCUGCUGCACUGACGCUACACGCAUCAACCCAUUAUAUGUCACUAUAGCAUUGUCACAUGGUGAAAUCUGGAGUCAGAGCAAAGCAGAUACUAUUUAUACAGUAUUUUGUAUUUUGCACUGCUCAAAUAUGCAAAGAUUAUUUAACUUCAGCUUUAAGUAAAAGUUUUAUUUGUGGUGGCUUAAUCUGCAUUUUGAAAAGAUGUUAGUUAUUAUUAGUGCUUUAAAAAAAUAAACAGAAUAUGAGCAUUAUUUUGUGUUUUAUUUAAAUAUUAAUAAUGAAAAAUAAAUAAAUCAGAUAUUAUUCUCAAACAAGAAAUACUCAUCUUUAUGCUUCUUACUCCAAGAACUGCUUUUUAUUUAUACUUAAGUUAUAUUUUGAUGUAAUGCCAAUUUUACUUAGAUACAGUUUUUGUCUACACUACAUAAGCCUUAUAUUACUUGUGUAAUGUUUCAAUUUUAGUUAAAUAUUUUUUUUGUUUUGUUUUGAGCAGCAGUAAUCAGUAGUGCUGUUCCAGAAACAGAACUGCUGCUAUCUUAUAUUAAUCAUAUUUGUUUCUUUCGUGUUGGAACAAACAUAAUUAAGAUAAAGGAAUAAAAACAUGGUGAUACAUUCAACCUUUUUCAGCCAUUUGCUAAUAAAUUACUGGUGUUCACAUUAUAUUCAUUGUGACUCUAAAUCAAAUCAAUUGAACUUUGAGCAAUUGUAAAUAAUGACAGGUCAAGAAAACAAAUGGAAAUUCCACGGAAAAACAAUUACUUUUAUUUAAUUUACCAGAAAAACCACUUACCAC
Messenger RNA from Xiphophorus hellerii (green swordtail), 2055 nucleotides. RefSeq names its product C-type lectin domain family 2 member D-like. The record is from RefSeq and is a predicted model, not a curated record. The transcript has 6 exons. The coding region runs from base 314 to 1114 and encodes 266 amino acids. NCBI's taxonomy places the organism in Eukaryota, Metazoa, Chordata, Actinopteri, Cyprinodontiformes, Poeciliidae.